Molecule: messenger RNA, 1524 nt
Organism: Notechis scutatus (mainland tiger snake)
Lineage: Eukaryota; Metazoa; Chordata; Lepidosauria; Squamata; Elapidae
Gene: ERCC8
Product: ERCC excision repair 8, CSA ubiquitin ligase complex subunit
Biological process (GO): proteasome-mediated ubiquitin-dependent protein catabolic process; protein polyubiquitination; transcription-coupled nucleotide-excision repair
Cellular component (GO): Cul4A-RING E3 ubiquitin ligase complex; nucleotide-excision repair complex
Molecular function (GO): protein binding
Source: RefSeq, a predicted model, not a curated record
AAUGGGCGCGAGAUAAUUUCGAGGCAUGGUGGCGUCGUUGUUGCGGGUUCUUCCUCUCCGGCUAUGUUGGGUUUUCUUUCCGCUCGUCAGGCAGGUGUAGAUGACCCGCUGAGGCUCCGACGGGCGGAGGCUACGAGGAGGGUAUUAAGCUUGGAGUUAAAUAAGAACAAAGAUGUUGAAAGAAUUCAUGGAAGUGGAAUUAAUACCUUGGAUAUUGAACCUGUUGAAAAUCGAUAUAUGUUAUCAGGUGGUUCUGACGGUACUAUUGUAUUGUAUGACCUUGAGAACUUCAACAGAACACCAUGCUAUACCUGUAAAGUGAUUUGUUCUGUGGGAAGGAACCACCCUGGUGUUCAUAAAUACAGCGUAGAGACUGUUCAAUGGUAUCCUCAUGAUACUGGCAUGUUUACUUCAAGUUCAUUUGAUAAAACACUGAAAAUAUGGGAUACAAAUACUUUACAGCCUGCUGAUGAAUUUUAUUUUGAUGGGACAGUAUAUAGCCAUCAUAUGUCUCCUGUUGCUACAAGACAUUGCUUAAUUGCAGUUGGUACCAAAAGCUCCAAAGUACAGCUUUGUGACUUCAAGUCUGGAUCUUGUUCUCACAUUCUGCAGGGUCACACUCAAGAAAUUCUAGCAGUAUCUUGGUCACCACGUUAUGAAUUUAUUUUAGCAACUGGAAGUGCUGACAGUAGAGUGAAAUUGUGGGAUGUAAGGAGAGCAUCUGCCUGUUUAUUCACUCUCGAUCCACAUAAUGGGGAGAAGUCAAAAGCAGCUUCUGAAGCAAUAAAUACUGCCCAUAAUGGAAGAGUCAAUGGCUUAUGUUUUACCAGUGAUGGGCUUUACCUUUUGACAAUUGGUACAGAUGAUCGCAUGAGACUCUGGAAUAGUUCAACUGGAGAGAACACACUGGUAAAUUAUGGGAAGGUGAGCAAUGAAAGCAAAAAAGGACUCAGAUUUACUGUAUCACGUGGCUGCAGUUCUGAAUUUGCAUUUGUGCCGUGCAGUAGCACUGUUGCUGUUUACACAAUUUAUUCAGGAGACCUAAUAACUACACUUAAGGGACAUUAUAGUUCGGUUGACUGCUGUGUCUUUCAACCUAAUUUUCAGGAACUUUAUAGCAGUGGCAGAGAUGGUAAUAUUCUUGCUUGGGUGCCAUAUUUGAGGGAACCAGAACCUGAUGAUACUUAUUCUGAAAAGUUGCCUUCUAAGCAGUGCUUAAAUUCUGCAUAUGAAGACGCAUGGAGCAGCAGUGAUAGUGAGGCUGGAUGAAUUCUUAAAUGACUGUUAACAUAAAGAUGAUAAAUAAUCACGCCAAAUUUUUUAACGAAGGACAUUGACUAUCAGAACCAGAUACAGCUAUGGCUUUCAGGUUCUUAACAUAAAAUUUCAUGAAUACUUUCCUUUUUUUCUCUUUUGUCAUUGUCAAAUUUUAUUCAACAUGUUUACAUUUUCAUUUACAAUGAAGUAAGAAUGCAUUUCUUUGUAUGUGUUUGCUCUCUUCUGUAAAAAUACAAUGGACGUGCU